ACAGUGCCGGGAAAUACAGCAGUGGAACUGCACCGGCUCUGAGGCUUGUGCUGGUUUCAGUGUGUAAGAACAAUGUUAAUCUGUGUGAGUGUAUCUUAUUUUCUCAUCUCCGCCUGAUCUGAGUGCACCUCAGCAGCACCUUGAGCCCACAAAAGUCUUGAUUGUGAGUGUCAGGGGGCUUCUUGGACAGAAACACCCCCAGGUGAAUCUGGGACUUGCCAGCACUGGGGAUUUUUUUUGCAAUGUCUUUUGAGAGUGGGAUGAACCAAAGUGCAUAUUGUUAAGAUUUUUUUCUUCCUGUCAAGAAUAUAUCUGACCCUGUUCUCUGCUUCCACUCUUGCUUAGGAGGCAGCACAUCUCUCCUCAAGGGACGCUGCACCUAGUCUUUGACAAUGAAGUUUAACUUGUUCAGAAAGCCACAGGCCGUGGCAGCCGCUGAGCCCACCGGUGCCACCACCAUGACAAUGGCUCCCACCCUGGCUGUCAUCACCACCUCUGUGCCGGACACCUCCGGCUCCAACAACACAGAGAUCAGCAAGAAUGACAUGUUUGAGGAAAUCAAGAGUAAAUUCUUGAAUGAAAUUGAUAAAAUCCCACUGCCUCAGUGGGCUUUGAUUGCCAUUGCUGUGGUGGCUGCAUUGCUCAUCCUUACCUGCUGCUUCUGCAUAAUCAAAAAAUGCUGCUGCAAGAAGAAGAAGAACAAGAAAGGAAAGAAGGGCAAGGAUGGCUUCAACAUGAAGAACAUGCAGGGUGGCGAGGACGAUGAUGACGACGAGGGAGAGACUGGACUGACGGAGGAGGAAAAAGAGGAGGAAGAGAAAGAGCAAGAGAAACUGGGGAAGCUGCAAUACUCUAUAGAUUAUGACUUUGAGAAUACAAAGCUCACCGUUGGCAUCCUUCAAGCUGCAGACCUCAUGUCCAUGGACUCCGGUGGAACCUCCGAUCCUUACGUUAAAGUCCACCUUUUCCCCGACAAGAAGAAGAAGUAUGACACCAAAGUGCACAAGAAGACACUGAACCCCGUCUUCAAUGAAACAUUUGUAUUCAAGGUACCCUACGAGGAGCUCGGUGGGAAGACGCUGGUGAUGUCUGUUUAUGAUUACGACCGAUUCUCCAAACAUGACGUCAUUGGAGAGGUGAAGAUUCCCAUGAACACCAUCGACCUUGGCCGGCCGAUCGAGGAGUGGCGGGACCUGGAGAGCGCCGAUCAAGAGGAGCCUGAGAAACUCGGAGACAUCUGCAUCUCCCUUCGUUAUGUCCCCACCGCCGGGAAACUUACCGUCUGUAUCCUGGAGGCGAAGAACCUGAAGAAGAUGGACGCCUGUGGAUUAUCCGAUCCCUAUGUAAAGAUCCAGCUGCUGCAGGGGGGUAAGCGUCUGAAGAAAAAGAAGACUACAGUGAAGAAGAACACCUUAAACCCAUAUUACAAUGAAUCCUUCAGCUUUGAAAUCCCCCUAGAACAGAUGCAGAAAAUCUUGGUGGCGGUCACAGUCUUUGAUUAUGACAAGAUCGGUAAGAACGACGCCAUUGGAAAGAUCUUCGUGGGCAGCAAGGCGACUGGCUUAGGUCUGAAGCAUUGGUCUGACAUGCUGGCCAAUCCACGCCGCCCUAUUGCCCAGUGGCAUCCAUUGCAACCCGAGGAGGAUAUUGAUGGUCAGCUGGCAUCUUUGGCUGCAAAGAAGUAACAUGCUCCACCAACCAGCUAAUGCACUAACUCAGAAAUCCAACCCCCACCCCUACUUUGCAUGAAACCCAUGACUUAACACAUGACAACUCGUCAUGGAAACCUGCUCAGCAAAAAAGAGACAUCGUAGAAUAUCUGCCCAUUCAUUGUUAAGUCGAGAAAAAAAACAACUCUUUUUAAACAUCACAUAUCACACAUUAAUGUAUGCUGAGAAGAGUGGCGUUGAGUUACUGGGUGACUGGUUCAUGAAUGAUCGACUUUUAUUGGUCUUUCUUUCAUUUGAAGAAACUUAGAAACUGAUUCUUAGGGUGCUGAUACUGAAUGAAAGCCGUGGUGAAGACAAUACUGGAAAUAAAGCUUUAGUUUAGUUAAUAGAGCAUGCUUUACUUACCUCCCCACUGCUCUGCAUACACCAUGCCCAGUAUUGUAUCUCGCUAAUAAGUGUUGCUAUAACUUGCAAUAGAAAGUACUGUAGUAUUGGGUUAUUUCCUGCACAGAGCCUGUUUAAGUCUAUCCAUGCAAAAAGAUUUAAUUGAGGAUGAAUGAGGUCGAGGUCACUGAAUGCAGCGAUCCAUGUUGCGAUAUGUUUUCCAGAGAAACCCGUCUUCAUUUUAUCAGCUCACAUUUCGGGAUGGAGAUACACACAGUCCAGUAGUACACAGUAUGGCAGGGAUGACACAGCUAUCUGUUCUUUGUUGCUUGUUUUGUGUUGCCAUGAAGGACCGUCUAUGCAUUUAGGUUCAGCACACGCUUCUGUGUCUGCAGACAGAUCUCAUGUAGGACAGGAAUACAAGGGUGCCUUUCCUGAUGUGACACUUUGAGAAGUAGGCUUCAUUGUUUAUUUUAGAAUGGGGAACUUUUUACAGAGUGAAUAUCCUUCAAAAGUAGUCAGGGACACUGUGAAUGUGCCAUCUGAAAUCUGUCUGGAGCUGUGUUGACCACUUGGAUGUAAAACCUCACUUGCCCUUGGAGAAAGUGAGGAUACUAGAAGGCUUACCAAUGAUGUUCAAAACAAUUAUGACAAUGAUUUUGAAUCCUGCUGUUGCUUCGCCAUCUAUCGCAUUUUAUUUUGAUAUCCAUUAAACUGAUUAUAUGUCUUUCUCUGACAAAUGUUAUAGUUUGCCCAGCAUACUUUGGCCCACCUCAGUACUUCAAAAGUUUCAGAUGAAACAACGGGAGGAUUUCUGUCAAAGAUGUUUUUAUAGAGAACUGAAUUUGAAAUGUAAGCUGUAACUGCACUUUUUAAGAGAACGUAAAUUACAGGUUUGUAAAAUUUAAACAGUGCUACAUCAAACAUAUAACACAGUAUACAUGUCCAGGACCAUUUGCUUGAACCAAAUAGAGCUGCAGAAUCGAGCAUGUAUCAUACCUCGCAGUGUUUCACGUCUUUUGGAUCGCUCACUCAUUAGCUUUGUAAACCCGGAGCCAAACAUGGUGGUGUUAAAACUUCAUUGCAGACUUACUACAUUGAUGUGCAGAGGGAUGGAGGCAAAAAAGGCCAUAAGUCUUCUGAGCAACUGAACACCUCAUUGUGACAUAAAUAAAUGAAAAAUUCAACUUAAGUUAUCUUGACAACAAAAUUCUGGAUGAAAAUGUAGAAAAAUAUAGGUGUGUAGAAAGAUUGUGGAAUUGCUCAGCUAUUUUGAGUAAAAAUAGACAUAAAAAGAAAAAAAACUCAAGCGAGCUGCAACUGAGAGUUUGUGCAAAUCAGUUUUCAUUAGAAGAUGUCGAGGCUGAAACAUCCUGCUUUUGUUAUUCCAGCUGGUUGCAGCACGACUGCAAAUAAAGUUGAUUUAAUACUUCAGUUUUAGAGGAAAUGAAAAUAAGAAAAUCAUUUGAAAUUGCACAAUUUGGAACCAUCUGGAAAUAUCAAGAAAAGAGAGGAAUUAAAAGAACAAGAAUCAGAAAGACGGUUUAAGUUGACAAGUUAAAGUUAAAUAUUUAAAUUCUACCAUUUCAGUGGUGUUUAAAUUUUAACAUUAAGCAUUUAGUGCUGGUGAAAUAUCAGAAUUAGGUGUUGAGUUAUUCAUGAAAUUCAAAUUCUCACAGCCUUUCUCUGCCUCCAUAUUAUCAGCAGAAAUAAAAAUGACUCUAAAGGACGGCAAACAGCAGCACAGUGAUGGGUCCAUCCACAGUACUUCUUCUUCCUAUUGUUAACAUUAUGCAUCGCGCAGAUUUGUGAAUAGGCUACAGCAUGUAUUUACAAGAUGAUGUAAAUAGCAGCAUGUUUUAAAGAGAACCAUAAUUAUAUUGUGUAUGUGUGUUUGUGUUCUGUGUCAUUUUUGAUAAUAAAACAGAGUAAAAAAAAACGGUAUGCAAUGACUGCACAGUGUAUGUAUUUUUGCUGAAUGGGACUGGAUGUAUGUCUGAAUAAUUCAUGUCAGUGUUCACAGGCACCUUUAAUGCCUGGAAUUAAAGCAGGGUUGCUUUAUGUAUCACGUGAAAAUCCACUUAGUUUGCCAUAAUACUGCAUGACUCUCUAAUUUGCUGUCAUUGUUUGUAUGUGUCCUCUGUGCUGAGUCCAGUGUAACAGUAUGCUUGGGCUACAAGUCAUGUAACUAUUGUUCAUUUCUGCUUGCACUUGUUAUAGGCUACAGUACGUCUUACUCACUGACCAGUAAACUGUAUAUAUUUCAAAAAAAGGAGAACGUUUGCCGGCUCCUUGAUUUUCUAUCUCAGUGUACCGUAAGUGUUUCCUUCAUUUACUCCUGCCAGAUGGGUGUCAAGUCUUAGUUAAUCAUAUGUAGAUGAUACAGUGGACGACUUAAUUGACUUGUAGCCCCCUUUUCCUUACGGAUUUUAUUAAACUGUACCUCCUCAUCUUAUUGCUAUUCAAAUAAACCUGCUCUCAUGUCUGAUUAUAUAUAAGAAGUCGGUAAUUUGCAUAUAGAAUAAACUAAACUCUUUUUAUUUUAUUUUAUCAUACAGUAGUUUUUUUAAAACAUUUUUUUAUUGCUCUACUGAGUUACUUGUGUUAAAUAUCAUUACUGCAUAUUAUUGAUGCAGCCCUCUUAAGUAGCUCAAGUCUGAUAAUUAAGCAAUCAAUAAUCUUUUCAUUCCAAAUGUCACUUUUUGAGUGAACACGCAGUUUACCUAAUGGAUUGCAAUGGGAUGAGCGGGUGAUGUGUCACCUGUGCAUGCUCUGAGAUAUCGAUGCUGUAUCUACCAUGACAUCUCUAAUGUGGGGAUUUGUUUUCUCCAUCUGGUUUCUUUGAGUCGCUGUCAUUUACUAUUAGACAUUGGACAUUUACAACAUACAUGUAUAUACGUGUAUGAAGACAAAGAACCCCAGUCUUCAUCACAGUCCAUCCUUUAGAGUAUAAGGUAGCUACGUCGUUAGUUCAUGGGCUUUAGAGGAAGACAUGCCAAACACAUUUACACUUUUAGUAUGUAGACGAUUCAUUUCCACAAUGUGGCGUCAAAUUUAAGCUCAUAUCUUAUUAAGGAGAAGCACCACAUUACACCCUUUUCUACAAUGUGUGUUAGGUCAUCCUUCUCUUAGUGUUAUUUGAUGUUCUCACCCUCAUCCACAUAUUAUCUCUAUAUACAUAUAAUCUAUAAUCUCCAUUUGCUAUUUUGUGUAUUUACAAUAGGACCAAUUGAGCCUGUGUUUGUUUGUUGUUGUUCAAUUCAUGAACUAUAUGAGUUUGUCACUUCUCUGCAAUGCAGGCAACAAAAUCCCUGUCUUCCUGGGUCUCACAGGCUGUCUCGAGCACAGAGCCGACCCAUUCAGUGCAGAACAACAUUCGCAAUGCAAUACUGCCAACCUGCUGCUUCAGUAAUGGCUCCCCUUUAGUCACAAUCCUCCUAUGUGAACAUAGCCAUGAUACAGAACAUCCAAAGAGAUGAUCGUCAUCCUGCUCGUUCAUCCACCCACUUACCGAGCAACAUAGACAAGGGAACUGCUUGAACUUGACUCUCGUUUUUCUGUCUUGUUGUAGAGGUGUGUCAAUAGUUGUGCCUUUUUGUGAACUGCAUGAUUUAUUUCCUUACAAAAAUCCGUGUUUUCCAGCAAAAAGAGGAAACAAAAAGACCAAAAAACUUGUACUCAUAUAUCACUCUGUGUAGAAGUGAAAUACUCAAGGGAACUAAAAUAUGGGAUGUGGUCAGGUCAUUAUCUGUGUGUUGUCAAAAUGUAAUCAUAGGAAAUAAAGGCAUUUUAAGUAGC
Seriola aureovittata is the source of this 5852-nucleotide messenger RNA. RefSeq names its product synaptotagmin-2 (gene syt2b). Gene Ontology annotation, molecular function: calcium ion binding; calcium-dependent phospholipid binding; phosphatidylserine binding. NCBI's taxonomy places the organism in Eukaryota, Metazoa, Chordata, Actinopteri, Carangiformes, Carangidae. The transcript has 9 exons. Gene Ontology annotation, biological process: synaptic vesicle endocytosis; cellular response to calcium ion; calcium ion-regulated exocytosis of neurotransmitter. The record is from RefSeq and is a predicted model, not a curated record. The coding region runs from base 393 to 1685 and encodes 430 amino acids. Gene Ontology annotation, cellular component: dense core granule; axon; synaptic vesicle membrane.